AUGCACCCAUCUGAACCCGGCUCCCUACAGGAUGACAAGGGUGAGGAGCAAGAGAAUGAUCACAGCGUCAACGAGCAGGCUCCUCUUCGACCUCGCACACACACCCGCUCCCUCCUCGAUAGCAUUCGCUCCUCGCCCCGCUCGCUCUGUCUCCUUCGGAAUACCAAUCCCUCCGGCUCAUCAGCACCUCCGACUCGCCAAUCCCAGCGACUCGCCAGCCCCUCCGACCACGGCGAGAUUGUCACGCUAGAGUCACGUGCACUGGUCUCAUGCCUAUCGCCAGGCGGACAGAGCCGCCGACAGUGCCCUGGCAGAAAUGGCGACACGAGGAAAGUGGCAACAACACAAGGAGCCGCCAGAACAGAGAAGACGGGGGCAUGGCAUACGGCAGAAAGCGCUGUAAAAGCAGGAGAAAAGCUGGCCAAAGAUCAUCGGACAGGGAAUGGAUACGAGGAUAAGAGCGGAAAUGAGGGUGCCAGUGGAACCGAGGAUGAGAGUAGAUACAAGCAAGACCCAGACGCUGACGGCGGUGGAGCCGGCUGGCCUACAGUUCUAUCCGCGGAAUCUACGCCAGCAGAUGCAAGCCGGAGCCAAUUACACCCUAAGCAAGAGGCCAGCCAGAACGCCGAGUUGCAGUCCCGCGAGAUACGUGACGAGCAACGAUUCGAGAAGCGAGGCACCAAGCAUUAA
Zymoseptoria tritici IPO323 is the source of this 690-nucleotide messenger RNA. RefSeq lists its product as uncharacterized. The record is from RefSeq and is a predicted model, not a curated record. The transcript is spliced from 4 exons. Lineage: Eukaryota; Fungi; Ascomycota; Dothideomycetes; Mycosphaerellales; Mycosphaerellaceae. The coding region runs from base 1 to 690 and encodes 229 amino acids.